AUGUUGAGAGCUAGCGUUAGACGUUUUACUGGGAUUAGAGGGAGCGGUUUAAGAAACGCUUCCACGCUAGCAUUUGUUGAAACUUCGAAAGGUGCAAUUGCACCCGCUUCUUUGAACACAUUAUAUGCAGCCACCAAGUUGGGAAACCCAAUUGACGCUGUUAUUGUUGGGUCCAAUGCAUCAGAAGCUGUAAGCGAACUGCAGAAGUUGGAUGUAGCUUCUUUGAACAAGAUCAUUGUUGUUGCAGAAGAGCGUUUGAACGACUUGUUGCCAGAAAAGUUGACACCCGUGUUCUAUGAGCUAUUGGGGAAGAGCGAGAGUGACUAUUCUCACCUAGUGGUUCCUGCUUCAUCUGCUGGUAAGGGUUUCUUGCCUAGAGUCGGGGCGUUGUUGGAUCUACAGCCUAUUUGCGAAGUGACGCAGAUUUUGAGCCCAACCACGUUUGUGAGACCAAUGUAUGCGGGGAACAUCUUGGCUACUGUUGAGUCGCAACAAAGCAAGAAGUUAAUCUCGGUUAGAUCAUCUGCUUUCCCAGCCGUAGGCUCAGGGUCUAACAAUGCUACUGUUGAAACGAUUUCUUCUGGUUCUGCGACAUCUGUUAACGGACAGGAGAUCCCAGAGGUGCGCGUGGAGGCAUCGAAUUUGGUAACAAGCGAGAGACCUGAAUUGGGUUCUGCCUCUAAGAUUGUUUCCGGUGGUCGUGGUUUGAAGAACAAGGAAACGUUUGAAUCUUUGGUGACUCCAUUGGCAGACACUUUGGGCGCAGCCAUUGGUGCCACUAGAGCAGCUGUGGACGCUGGGUUCUGUGAUAACUCUUUGCAAAUUGGACAAACGGGUAAGAUCGUGGCUCCAGAUUUGUACAUUGCGCUAGGUGUCUCUGGUGCUAUCCAGCAUCUCGCAGGUAUCAAGGAUGCCAAGACUGUUGUAGCCAUCAAUAAAGACCCUGAAGCACCAAUAUUCCAAGUGGCAGAUUACGGUCUAGUCGGAGACUUGAACGAGAUCGUGCCUGAACUAACCAAAAAGCUUAAGCAAUAA
Messenger RNA from Kluyveromyces marxianus DMKU3-1042, 1035 nucleotides. RefSeq names its product Aim45p (gene AIM45). Bases 1 to 1035 code for a protein of 344 amino acids. The record is from RefSeq and is a predicted model, not a curated record. Gene Ontology annotation, cellular component: mitochondrion. Gene Ontology annotation, molecular function: electron transfer activity; flavin adenine dinucleotide binding. The transcript has a single exon. NCBI's taxonomy places the organism in Eukaryota, Fungi, Ascomycota, Saccharomycetes, Saccharomycetales, Saccharomycetaceae.